AUGCCCGUCCAUGCCCAUGCCAUGUGGAAUUCUCUUUGCUUCUACAAGGCGUAUUUACCACCAGAGGACACCGUAAGGGCAACUGGCUACGUGGUAUUGGCUCUGGAGGAACCGGAAGAGGAGGUUUCGCCGGUACCGCGUGAGAACUCAAACGAGAGGGGCGUAUCGCCAUCGCUGUCGCAUUUGGAUUGGCCAGAUGAUGGCGCUUUAUUUCCAGGGGACCGAUUGACCGCCGGCGCAGCGACGAACAGCUCCCAGCUAAGCGAUUUACCACCAUCCCAUGAGAGGUCAGUGAUGGAUAGGGACACCAAACUUCAGUUUUUUCUUUUCCGAAAGGAAGACGUCUCGCCGCCGUAUAUGAAGGGGAUGCUCGGUAAAAUACGUCAUUGUUUUUUGCUCUGUUUGCAAGGCGAUCGUGGGAACCCAUGCCACUGCCACAGGGCACACCUUUUGAACGAAGAUGCCUGGCGUUUGAAGCUCAGUUCAUUUGAUUUUUCAACUCUGUGUGUGUCAUCCAACUUUUCGUUACGGUACAUAGACGUCACUCACGUCCGUCCGACCGCGGGGUUUUUGUUCACCUGUGGUCUGCUUCACGAGCGAAUCAUUGUCGCGGCGCAACCUAUUCUCUGCCGCUACAAUGACAAGUGCCGCUACGGUUCGCAGUGCCUUUUCGUUCAUGCUGACAUUGGUGGUGACAAUCUCACAAAAACGACAGCCGCCACCCCCCUGAGAAAUUUGUUGCCCCCACAGGAGGGUCUCGACACUUUUUUGGCUCAGUUGGAGGAGGUGGAGCUCCAAACUGUAGGGGAUGUGCAACGGCUGAGCACAAAGGCAUUUGACGCUUUUGUCGGCGGAUGUGAACCACAAUGGACCCCAUUAUGGCUAAACAUAUCUAUUUUCCGUGAAAUUCAACCCAAGGCAUCGCUGGAAAGUGUGCUAAUUUCUUUUCCUGGUGUUACUGCGCCGGUAGUUCUGCCGCCAAAUCUGACAAACGUACUUUCGUUGUUGGACAUGUCUCAGAAAGAUUUCUACAAACUGAAACUCACCAUCAAUGUACAGGCAGCGUGCGAAAAGAUACGGGCCCGCUUUUGGUCUAGCAGAGAUUACAGGACGUUAGACCUCAAAAGGGAAGGUGCGAAAUCCUUUUUCACGAACAUCACUUUAGAAAUUUUACAGUUUCGAUCAACAAUGGCGGACUGUAGUUGGCGCAAGAAGGAUCCAAUGCGGCAGGUGGUGACCUCGCUGAUGACGUACGUGGAUCACAAGAAGUGUCACUGCAAUGUCACUUGCGGGAGCCGAAGGCACUGGUCGAUGCAUAAGCCAGCACUAUCUUCCAACGGAAAUGGGAUGAGUAAUGCCACAUUUCCCGACCAUUCCUGGUGUACAUGUCCGCGUUCUACUGUGAUGGCUGUCAACUAUGAGCUCAGCACACCCAGCGGCUCUCGAUGCUCGGAGCAAAAUGCACUGGGUAAAUUGGCAUCCAUGGGCCUCCCCACAUGUGCUGUACGGGAAGUAUUUGUGCAUGGGGAACAUCAGGGAUCAAAAAAGGACCCUAAUCCGUUGUUUCCAUGCGGUGUCUGUGAGAAUAUGUUGCGGAAGGUUGCCCACGAUGUAUUGGAAAUUCAUGGUGGAGACGUUAUGUUGUACAUGUACGACUCCACUCACAACCCCAAGAGACUUGUUUAUCUUCCCAUAACCGAAAUUUCUUAUAGAGACGACAUGGGGUUUAGGGAGUUUGUGGCGGAUCUUCAUGAGUAG
Messenger RNA from Trypanosoma brucei brucei TREU927, 1758 nucleotides. RefSeq lists its product as hypothetical. The transcript has a single exon. The record is from RefSeq and is a predicted model, not a curated record. Gene Ontology annotation, molecular function: catalytic activity. Lineage: Eukaryota; Euglenozoa; Kinetoplastea; Trypanosomatida; Trypanosomatidae. Bases 1 to 1758 code for a protein of 585 amino acids.